Molecule: messenger RNA, 2403 nt
Organism: Penaeus chinensis
Lineage: Eukaryota; Metazoa; Arthropoda; Malacostraca; Decapoda; Penaeidae
Exons: 5
Coding region: 76-1698 (540 amino acids)
Source: RefSeq, a predicted model, not a curated record
CAAGGGCCAAGGGCUCAGUUAUCGACACAAUCUUGGAACUUGAAGAUUUUUUAAGUGUCUACUUUUCAGUCCAAAAUGCGUCACAUGAACACCCUCUUGUCACGCCGCGCCUUUGGAGGGCUGGUGUGUCAUAUCCGUGGCUGCCAAGCCUUCAACUUUGGUGCCAUGUCAAAGGGCAACAUGUCAACAGGAGCCAGGCCAACGUCAAGCAGUAAGGACAUGAGGCUGGACCAAGUGCUUUCCCGCAGUUCUUCAACAACGGAGGUGUCACGAAACAGCAUUGCGUCCAAACCCAAGCACGAGGAGCUCCACGUAGAGCAAGGGGAAUGGCUCUGGCCUGUCGACAGCACGCAGCUGACUUUCAUCGAGGCUCACCGGGUUCCAGCUCGGCACACGGGCGCCUUCGCGACCCUCAACUCUGCCAAGCCCCUGAGGAUCGAACACGUCUCCGAGGUGCUCUUCCAUAUGCAGAGGAAACUCCCCAUUAACAAUGUCCGUGUAAUGGAAAGGGAUGGAAAUCUUUGGUGGCAAAAAAGAGAGAGCACCGACAUUGACUUCAAGGUCCUCGACAGAGGGAUGGAACACGAGGAUAUUCUUGAUGAUAUCUGGAGAGAAGGACUCCUUGUCGACACUCCCAAGCCAGUGUGGAGAGCCCGGCUGUCUCCGGCCGCCGAGGACGCCCCACACCCAAUGCCCGAACUCAAAGCCGCGUAUCCUUACCAGUACAACUUCAUGACGCUGACCCAUCAUGCAGUGAGUGAUGGCCUUACGGUCGCGUUCCUCACCCAGCUUUUCCUCAACCUGCUGAACGCGGUGAUCGACGGGCAGACGAUUGACGAUAAACCUUACGGGGUGUUUGUGUCGAAUGAAGACAUCGUCCGACAGGACAAGGCGAUUCAGGAGCAAUUGCGAAACGACCAGGAACGCUUCGAGACACUGAAAGCCGAAGUCCUGAACUCCAACAAGGAGCCGAUUCUCUUUAAAGCCUUUCCCCGACCGAGCGUCGACAAGCCAUCUUCCCGUCAGGUAACGAACUGCAUCGACUUCGAAACCCACAAGAGGAUCACCGAAAAGAGCAAGGAGGCUGGCGUCUCCUUCGGCACGGCCUUGCAAGCCUCGAUCAAUACUGCAAUAGUGGAGAUGGUGAGAGACGCAGGAGUGGACGACGAAUACCAUGACAUCAGCGUGAACGUCGCAGCAGACCUUCGAAGAUAUAUGAGGCGAGCGCCCGCGCCCGUGCUGGGUCUCCACGCCCGCACGAUGGCGCACCUCACACGUACGCACAAGAACACGCGCGACUGCUUCUGGGACUAUGCCAGGGAGCUCCACCAACAGCUCGCAGCUCAGAUCAAGUCGGGCGGAAUCCUGCAGCAGGAGGUCGUACGCCAAAUGGUCAUGCCGCAGAUCCAUCCUAAGGAUUAUUACGCAGGGUCUCCUAAAAUUAUUAGAGAUUAUGGCUUCAAUAAUGUUGGUGAUUUGACCAGAGUGAUUCCCGGAGAGGGAAAACACGUUCAGAUGACCGACCUGUUGCAGUACUCUCAAGUUGCCAAGUUCAUAUACCCUAUGCUGCACCAGCUGUUCACUUUCCGCGGAUCUUGCAAAUAUAUCAUCAGUUAUGCAACUGACUGCUUAUCUGAGGAAACAGCCCAGAUGACAUCUGCCAAAGUUAUGGAAAUCCUGCAACACAUCAGCAAGUAAUUGAGUAAUUGAGCUCUAAAGAGCCUUUACUGUUUUCUAUCAUCAAUGUCUCCACGGAAGCGAGGUGAAAAAGGCAAUAGGGUGCUCAUGUGGGUCGAUUAACAAAUACCAAUGAAUCUCCAGAUUGCUAGAAAUAGGCUUUACACAUACUCGGUACUUAAUUGUCAUUGAUUGAUUUUAAUGAGUCGAUAAGACAGAGCAAAUAUAUUAUGCGACUAGAAGUCUUAGGUUAAGUUAUUUUGACAACUGUGAAGAAAUGCUUUUAAAGCUCUUCAUGAUAUACUCUUUUUAUACGGGUUUUAUACAUAUUUCCGCUGAUCCUAGAAAAAAGGUCAGGUUAAAUAGCAAGUAAAUGAAAAUUCUACUGGUUAUAUAGCGGUAUCGAAAACAUUCCAAAACAAAUUAAGAAUCAUGUGAAUUCAGGACAGUUAUAGAUGCUAGUCAUAUAUGGAACUGUAUAUUUUACUAUUGUAAGGGGAUUUCAUUAAAAUAUUCAAGAAUUUAUAUUCAACAUUGAUAUAUUAAGAAGACGUACGAUCUAAUCGUGAUUUCUUUAUAUUAAUAUCUAAACUAAUGCCAAAACACAUCUAGAACUUCAUUUAAAAAGGACAAAGCGUUUCAGCUGCAUUUCAUUGACAAAUGAUACGAAGUGAUUCAGCUUCGUGUAUAUGUACAUGUUAUUUGCAAAUAAAAAAUAAAUUGCAA